AUGGCCGCCGUAGAGAGCGGAGAGGAGAAACUCAGUGAGGAGAAGAGUGAGGACGGCAACCAGAACCGGAGCUCCAACGACAAGGACCCUAAGACACACAGCAAGCCCAAGAAGGUGAGGAGGGAUGUGGAGAAGGAGAUGCUGGAGUCUUCAUCCCGUCCUCCUCCAGCCCAGCAGCCCUGUUCAGACCAGGAACAGCUCCAGCUAGCCGAUGCUGAGGCGGGGCCCUCGGAGCCCAUGGUCGCUGCAGCUGGCGAGGCCUCGGGUCUCUCUGAGUCCUCUCCUUCGCCCAAACAGAGGAGGUCCAUCAUCAGGGACCGAGGUCCGCUCUACGACGACCCAUCUCUGCCCCAGGGCUGGACACGUAAACUCAAACAACGCAAGUCUGGGCGGUCCGCCGGGAAGUUUGACGUCUACUUGAUGAACCCAGAGGGGAAAGCUUUCCGAUCCAAGGUGGAGCUGAUCGCCUACUUCCAGAAGGUUGGGGACACCACCACCGACCCCAACGACUUCGACUUCACCGUAACCGGGCGUGGCAGCCCCUCCCGCCGCGAGAAGAGACCCCCGAAGAAACCCAAAGUGGUGAAACCGUCGGGGAGGGGCAGGGGCCGGCCAAAGGGGAGUGGAAAGCUACGCCCGGCUACGGAGGGUGUGGCGAUGAAGCGUGUGGUGGAGAAGAGUCCUGGGAAGCUCCUGGUUAAGAUGCCGUUUGGAGCGUCCAAGGCAUCCGAGACAGCUGGGCAGACAUCGGAGCUGGUCGUAGUCACCAAGAAGCGCCCGGGACGGAAAAGGAAAGCGGAGAUACCACCGCAGACUGCUCUGAAAAAGCGGGGGUGUAAGCCGGGGUCGGGGGUGACUGGGUCGACGCUGUCAGCAGCUUCUGGUGCGGCGGGUUCCAGUUCUUCUUCAUACGCAGCGGCUGCUAUCCUCGCCGCAGAAGCCAAGAGGAAAGCUCAGAAGGAGUCUUCCGCUAAGCCGGUGCAGCAGACCGCUCUGCCCAUCAAGAAACGCAAGACCAGAGAAACUGUUGAGGAGACUAAGGAGACUCCAGCCAUCACCACGCCACUGCUCGGGGCAGGGGGUGGUGGUGGUGGUGGGGCAGGAACUGUGAUGGGGACAGGGAAUGGUGAUGGGGCAGGAACUGUGAUAGGGAUGGGGGCAGGGAGUGGUGGUGGGGCAGGGAGUGGUGGUGGGGCAGGAACUCUGAUAGGGACGGGGACAGGGAGUGGUGUUGGGGCAGGAACUGGGAGUGGUGUUGGGGCAGGAACUGGGAGUGGUGUUGGGGCAGGACCUGGGAUGGGAACAGGGAGUGGUCAGGCUGUGGUGGCAACAGAAGGGACAGAGCAGGGGCACAAGCUGCCAAAGAGUCCAGGGAGGAAGCACAAGGACAGUCCCCUGGCAGCAACGGUUACCACGGAGACCAGUGGUGUGUCUGAAAGGUGGUCCAGCGGAGGCAGCAGUAGUAUCACUACUCCAAAGAGCCACAGCCACAAGAGAAAGGAGCGUACGCCGCACAAACACCAUCACCACCACCGUCACCAUCACACACACUCCUCUGUAGUGGAGGAUCAUCCUCAACCCUCCCAGCGGCCCCCUCACCACCACUUUCCCGGCCUGACUAUGGGGCUGGUCUCCCAUACAGCCAGGUCCUCGGUGGGGCCAGGGGCCCUCCAACAGAACAAGCCCCAGGACCUGAGCACCUCCAGGGGACCCUGCCGGGCCAGCAGCAGGCCAGAGGGCCAAACCACGACCAGAGGAGAGAGGGGAGAGGUCAGCUCGGGUGCGGUGGUAGUCGUGGGAACGAGUGACACCAGAGGCAACAGAAAUCGAGCAGACGAGGCAGCAGGGACAGUGGUAGGGAGGGAUUUGAGAGACAUUGUACCCUCCUCAGCAGUACCGAGGCCCAGCCGAGAGAAGACGGUCUCUGCUGUGUCCAGGCCCAGCCGGGAGGAGAUGGUCUCUGCUGUGUCCAGGCCCAGCCGGGAGGAGAUGGUCUCUGCUGUGCCCAGGUCCAGCCGGGAGGAGAUGGUCUCUGCUGUGCCCAGGCCCAGCCGGGAGGAGAUGGUUUCUGCUGUGCCCAGGCCCAGCCGGGAGGAGACGGUCUCUGCUGUGCCCAGGCCCAGCCGGGAGGAGACGGUCUCUGCUGUGCCCAGGCCCAGCCGGGAGGAGACGGUCUCUGCUGUGCCCAGGCCCAGCCGGGAGGAGACGGUCUCUGCUGUGCCCAGACCUAGCCGGGAGGAGACGGUCUCUGCUGUGCCCAGGCCCAGCCGGGAGGAGACGGUCUCUGCUGUGCCCAGGCCCAGCCGGGAGGAGACGGUCUCUGCUGUGCCCAGGCCCAGCCGGGAGGAGACGGUCUCUGCUGUGCCCAGGCCCAGCCGGGAGGAGACGGUCGAGUCUCGGACACCGGUCACUGAAAGGGUUAGUUGACUGUAUGGUAGGACCCCUGUCUGUAAGGAGAAAAGGAGCCGUGUGGAGGAGCAGUGGGUUUUAUGAGACAACAGAAAAGGACGUGUACAUGGAGACACAAGGCAGCUGCUGGUUGAUUGUUCUUUCUGUGGGUUGGGCUGUUCAUCUGUUUAUUGACAGGUAGCACAGCUUAAUGGUCAACCCACAACAGAUUGCUUCCUGAUAAAUGAACUUAUUAUUAUUAUUAUUAUUUUUCUUUCUUUGUUUGGUCAUUGUCUUGUUCUCUGUUUUGCUCUUUUAAAACCUGUUGUCAUUCGACCCAUCCAACCCGACCCAGAAGCCUUUGCUUAAAAUCUCACAGGAAGUGAAGGACCUACACUUCCGGUGCCAUCAUCAGACGGAAACCAUGGUAACCACGAUGAUGACUCAUGAACCUCAAUCAUUCAGUUCUUCACUGUGGUUUUAAGAUAGCGUAUAUAAAAUUUAAAAAACAAAAAAACAAAGGCAUGUGUCCUGUCUGUAGUUCGCUCACAGGUGGUCUUUUCCAGCGUUGUGGCUCGAAGCAACACAACACACACAGGUCAUACAAGCUUCCACUGCAUCUUCUUCUGUUGUAGCAUCCUCUGUUUACUGCAGUACGCUCAGCGUCCAGUCCAUCGACGCUUUGCGCUACGUCCCGUAGGGCACCCUAUUCCCUAAUAAUACGAUGCUUUUGACCAGAACCUUAUGGGCCCUGGUCUAAAGUAGUGGGCUGGAAGUAGUACACUGAAUAGGGAAUCAUUUGGGACACAGUUGGGUUUCCAGUCCUUGCUCUACAGUCAGCAUAUUAAUUUAGGUGACAUAUGUUUUCCUCGUUGGCCUAUAUUAUGUGGAUGCCAAGUCUUCUGUGUGUGUGAUGUCGAUCAUCUCCUUCUAUAUACAGUCGUCUGACAGAGCAGCCUAUUCCCUACACGGGGAGAGACAAGUAUUCUCCCAAAGCAGGCUGGAGUUUUUUUUCCCCUUCCACUUCACACAGAGACAAGAGGUACUUGAUGAUCAGAGAGAUUAUGAUUAAGUUAGAAUGUUAAUGUGGCCCAGGCAGCAAUAGGGCUGAGUAUAUAGGAUGUUGAUGGGGCCCAGGCACCAAUAGGGCUGAGUAUAUAGGAUGUGGCCCAGGCAGCAAUAGGGCUGAGUAUAUAGGAUGUGGCCCAGGCAGCAAUAGGGCUGAGUAUAUAGGAUGGGGCCCAGGCAGCAAUAGGGCUGAGUAUAUAGGAUGGGGCCCAGGCAGCAAUAGGGCUGAGUAUAUAGGAUGUGGCCCAGGCAGCAAUAGGGCUGAGUAUAUAGGAUGUGGCCCAGGCAGCAAUAGGGCUGAGUAUAUAGGAUGUUGAUGGGGCCCAGACAGCAAUAGGGCUGAGUAUAUAGGAUGUGGCCCAGGCAGCAAUAGGGCUGAGUAUAUAGGAUGUUGAUGGGGCCCAGACAGCAAUAGGGCUGAGUAUAUAGGAUGUGGCCCAGGCAGCAAUAGGGCUGAGUAUAUAGGAUGUGGCCCAGGCAGCAAUAGGGCUGAGUAUAUAGGAUGGGGCCCAGGCAGCAAUAGGGCUGAGUAUAUAGGAUGGGGCCCAGGCAGCAAUAGGGCUGAGUAUAUAGGAUGGGGCCCAGGCAGCAAUAGGGCUGAGUAUAUAGGAUGUUGAUGGGGCCCAGACAGCAAUAGGGCUGAGUAUAUAGGAUGGGGCCCAGGCAGCAAUAGGGCUGAGUAUAUAGGAUGGGGCCCAGGCAGCAAUAGGGCUGAGUAUAUAGGAUGUGGCCCAGGCAGCAAUAGGGCUGAGUAUAUAGGAUGUGGCCCAGGCAGCAAUAGGGCUGAGUAUAUAGGAUGGGGCCCAGGCAGCAAUAGGGCUGAGUAUAUAGGAUGGGGCCCAGGCAGCAAUAGGGCUGAGUAUAUAGGAUGGGGCCCAGGCAGCAAUAGGGCUGAGUAUAUAGGAUGGGGCCCAGACAGCAAUAGGGCUGAGUAUAUAGGAUGUUGAUGUGGCCCAGACAGCAAUAGGGCUGAGUAUAUAGGAUGUGGCCCAGGCAGCAAUAGGGCUGAGUAUAUAGGAUGGGGCCCAGGCAGCAAUAGGGCUGAGUAUAUAGGAUGGGGCCCAGGCAGCAAUAGGGCUGAGUAUAUAGGAUGGGGCCCAGGCAGCAAUAGGGCUGAGUAUAUAGGAUGGGGCCCAGGCAGCAAUAGGGCUGAGUAUAUAGGAUGGGGCCCAGACAGCAAUAGGGCUGAGUAUAUAGGAUGUGGCCCAGGCAGCAAUAGGGCUGAGUAUAGACCUUCUCCAAUUAUUCCUGAGGCUGUAUCCCAAAUGGCACCCUGUUCCCUGUAUAGUGCAGUAAUCUUUACCAGAGCCCUAUGGGCCAGCCUAAAGUAGUGUACUACAAAGGGAAGGGGGUGCCAUUUGGGACGGAAGACGGAAGCUUUGAAAUGGAAACCUCUUGACGCAGACAUAACUUCCUAUCUGAAUGGUUGAGGUGAUGAAACCCCAGGGUUUUAGAGGCCUAGAUACACCAAUGAUGUGUGGUGGCUCACAAUCACUUUGUUCACUUGACGACAAUGUUCACCAAGUGACUAGGUGUUGCCAGCAGUUUGAUGACCUCUACUGAAAACAGGUUGAAUUUUCUUUCAAGGCUUUAAGAAUUCAAAUUCUACUGAUCAAAUCAAAUCAAAUUUAUUUAUAUAGCCCUUCGUACAUCAGCUGAUAUCUCAAAGUGCUGUACAGAAACCCAGCCUAAAACCCCAAACAGCAAGCAAUGCAGGUGUAGAAGCACGGUGGCUAGGAAAAACUCCCUAGAAAAGCCAAAACCUAGGAAGAAACCUAGAGAGGAACCAGGCUAUGUGGGGUGGCCAGUCCUCUUCUGGCUGUGCCGGGUAGAGAUUAUAACAGAACAUGGCCAAGAUGUUUUGGAAGCUGUGUCGUCCUACAGAAAAUAAAUAGGAUUCAUUUAAACCUAUACGUUUACCCCAGUAACAUGAAUUAGCCAGUAAAAUUGACAAUUUUUACCCAAUCACUCCUAAAUGGAACGGUUUCCCCACAGUCGGAUAGGAAGCUAAAAAGCACAACAGGGACCCAAGACAUGAUUAUGGACGCGCCGUAGAUUUCUGGACCCCAGUCCUGUAUUUUGUCAAUACCUAUCAGAAGUAUUCUGAUAUUUAAAUUAUUUCCAAAAUAACAUAAAUAACCCAACCCCACUGAAGGAAUUUGUUUUUCUGUGUUUAGGAAAAAAAAAAAAAAAUGUAAUGAAUUUAUAUAUAUAAUUCUGUUUUAAGAAUUAUUUUAAAUUAGAAGAUGUAUUGUUUUGACCAGGAACGUGUCUGUAGGACUUAUAUCAUCACCCAGACUCCUCUCUGCAUGCAACAGGACGAGCCUAUUUAUCCGUGACUUCAUCAAACUUGGUGUUAGGCUAGUGGGUUGUCUUUAGUUUAAACUCACAGGUGGGUAGUCAAAAGAUAUGGCGGGGGGGGGGGACUACUCUUGUCACUGGUGUCGCCAGUGACAUCGUCGCCAGAUUUCAAAUGUAUAUUUUGGAGUUCAAUCAAAUCUGCAGUGACCAGAAACCAGAAUCUCUGCGCAAACAUAGCAAGCGUGUUUUGAAUACAACAAGAAUGAAAUCUGUUUUGUCAACCCCCCCCCCACCACCCCAUUGGACAAUGUCUUGCUAAUUCACAUUAGAUAAAACCAUGCAUUUUUCUUCUGGCUCAUAAUGAAUUCUAGCCUACGCUCAAUCCCUCUUGCACAAGUACUUCCAUCACUGUAACGCCCCUGUCUAGAAAAAACAAGUACUUCCAUCAAUGUAACGCCCCUGUCUAGAAAAACAUUGUUUAAAAGAAACUUUUUUUAAAAACGUGUCCUUGCACGAGAGAUCUAUUUGUUAGUGACUUUUUAAAGUGUAACAUAAUAUGAUAGUAGCUAUAUUCUCAUUUACUUUAAUGCACCAAUAUGUUAAACCUGUAAUACUCUUGUCAUGUUGUUGGCAGUAUGUGGCUGUUACAGUAGAGCAGGCCUGUUUAAAGUAGUUUGCUUAAACGGUAGUAAUCAGUUUUGGCACAACACCAGAAAUAACAGACAUUUUUAUUUUAUUUUAUUUUUUUAAAAUCUGCACUAGAAUUUUCUCCUUCUAGAUCGGAUGACUCCGGUCUCCCACCUUGCAUUAGGAAUAUGUCCUAUAUCGACCAGAGAUUCAGACCAAUGUAUACACCCUGUGGCUUGUCCUCCUCAAUAAAAUGUAAAGUGUAGACAAUAGUUUGGAUGUGGCCCAUUUCUGUCCUCCAUAUAUAUCCCCCUCUUCCUUUCCUCUAGUGACUAGGGAGGUGUAUAACUGAUGAUAAUCUCUCACAAAGGGCUAUGGAAUGUCUUCAGAUUCACAACAGCUAGGCCAGUUGAUCUGAACCCUGACGUGAUCACACUGUCUGCAUUUUAUUUUUUACAGCUGGAUGUUCUGAUACAAGUUGUGGCAUUUCUCCCCCUGAGUGACCCCAAGUACCACUGUCUCUCUCUCGCUCUCUCUCUAGAUUAUCAGUCGUAGCUCCUAUUCUAUUCAAAUGCCCUUUACAUAUAACUAAGCUGUACUGUGCUGGCUCUGAUAGGGUUCUUUUCAGCACAGUUCCAGCAACAAUGACAUGGUGGAUGUGUAACUAGGCCAGGCCAGUGCAGUUUGUGUCAGCUCAGCUGGGCUCAGUAGUGUGAAAGGGGUUUAACAAUACCAGGGUCUGACUCGGGUCUUCAGUAAUAUGUCUCCCCUGGUCCAGAAACCUAGAGGUGGAGGCUAGAGGAGGAUACGGGUCAGUCAGUAACACCACAGUUUGAAGGCAAAAUAUACAUAUUUCGUUUGCCAUUUUCACGUUUUUUCUUCUUUAAUGAAGCAGAAAUUAGUGGAAGUAAAUAUCAAAAGUAAAAUGGAAAAAUGUACCCAUUGGUACAGUACCAGUCAAAAGUUGACACCUACUCAUUCAAGAGUUUUAUUUUUUUUACUAUUUUCUACAUUAUAGAAUUAUAGUGAAGACAUCAAAACUAUGAAAUAACACACAUGGAAUAAUGUAGUAACCAAAAACGUGUUAAACAAAUCAAAAUUAUAUUUCAUAUUUGAGGAUCUUCAAAAGUAGCCACCCUUUGCCUUGAUGACAGCUUUGCACACUCUUGGAAUUCUCUCAACCAGCAAUAUCACCUGGAAUGCAUUUCACUGUCUUGAAGGAGUUCCCACAUUAUGAUGAGCACUUGCUGGCUGCUUUUCCUCCACUCUGCGGUCUAACUCAUCACAAACCUGAUGCAGCCCUCCAUCACUCUCCUUCUUUGUCAAAUAGCCCUUACACAGCCUGGAGGUGUGUUGGGUCAUUGUCCUGUUGAAAAACAAAUGAUAGUCCCACUAAGAGCCAACCAGAUGGGAUGGCAUAUUGCUACAGAAUGCUGUGGUAGCCAUGCUGGUUGUUUGCCUUGAACUCUAAAUAAAUCAGACAUUGUCACCAGCAAAGCUCCAUCACACCACCUCCUUCGUGGUGGGAAAUACACAUGUGGGGAUCAUCUGUUCACCUACUCUGCGUCUCACAAAGACACGGCGGUUGGAACCAAAAAUUUCAAAUUUGGACUCAGAACAAAGGACAGAUUUCCACCGGUCUAAUGUCCAUUGCUUGUGUUUCUUUGCAGCAAUUUGACCAUGAAGGCCUGAUUUACACAGCCUCUUCUGAACAGUUGAUGUUGAUGUGCCUGUUACUUGAACUCUGUGAAGCAUUUAUUUGUGCUGCAAUUUUUGAGGCUGGUAACUCUAAUGAACUUAUCCUCUGCAGCAGAGGUGAUUCUGGGUCUUCCUUUCCUGCGGCAGUCCUCAUGAGAGCCAGUUUAAUCAUAGCGCUUGAUGGUUUUUGCGACUGCAUUUGAAGAAACUUUCAAAGUUCUUGAAAUGUUCCAGAUUGACUGACCUUCAUGUCUUAAAGUAAUGAUGGACUGUCGCUUCUCUUUGCUUAUUUGAACUGUUCUUACCCUAAUAUGGACUUGGUCUUUCACCAAGUAGGGCUUCUUCUGUAUAUUACCCCUACUUUGUCACAACACAACUGAUUGGCUCAAAUGCAUUUAAGAAGGAAAUGACUUCCACAAGUUUACUUUUGACAAGACACACCUGUUAAUUGAAAUGCAUUCCAGGUGACUACCUCCAUGAAGCUGGUUGAGAGAAUGCCAAGAUUGUGCAAAGCUGUCACGGCAAAGGGUGGCUACUUUGAAGAAUCUCAAAUAUAAAAUAGAUUUGGAUUUGUUUAACACUUUUUUUUGGUUACUACAUGAUUCCAUAUGUGUUAUUUCAUAGUUUGGAUGUCUUCUCUUUUUCUACAACGUACAUUUUUAUUUUUAUUUUUUAUUUUAUUUUUUAAUAAAGAAAAACCUUUUGAAUAAGUAGGUGUGUCCAAACUAUUGACUGGUACUGUAUGUCCUGAAAUCCUCUCAUUUGUGAUAAGUGUGGACUUGAGGAAAGUGAAUGAAUCUCUGUCUCCAUAGGAACAACAUUGAUGGCCUGGGAUAGUGCCUUGCUUUGGUGGAUUUACAUGACAUGCAUGUACAGUAUAUUUUGUGGCCUUUGAUUAACAUAACAAUAUUUUAUCCCAAUAAAACUAAACUAAAGGUCAAAGGAAAGCAGUGGAUGACUUGGACAAUUCACUAGCCUGGUCCCAGAUCUGUUUGUGCUGUCUUGCCAACUGAACCACCAUUGGACUUGGCAACAUGGCCCAACCGGAUCUGGGACCCUGCUACAAUUUCACAACGAGGAUCUAGCAUUUCCUUAAAUCAGUUGAAGUUAAUACCAGGUCAUAGCAUGUGAAUAACAGGUCAUAACAUGUGAAUAAAAGGUAAUAACACGUUAACAGGUUAAAACAUGUGAAUAACGUGAAUAGCAGGUCAUAACAUGUUAGCAGGUCAUAACAUGUUAACAGGUCAUAACAUGUUAAUAACAGAUGGUUAUUACACUUCAAUCAGAUUGUCUGUUUUGACUCAACCCUCAUUCAGUAUGUAACCUGUAGUUGAUUGUGAUGUAUGCUUGUGUCUUGUUCAAUGAACAUUUUACAUUCAAAUAAUAAAUCCCUUCAUUUUUUUCUAUUUGAUUUAAUUAAAGAAAUAUCCAUCGAUGUAGAAUGUAAUUUCAUGGACACAGCUAGACAGGUGUUUGAUGUGUUAGCAUGUGGUUAAGAAGAACUAAAUAACUAUUUCAGUUUUUUAUAUUUAUGAAGAAGGGGGGGGGGGGGGAGACUGUGCCAGGGACUUUGUGUUUCUUUCGGUGAUGGGAGAUGUGUAUUACUUAUCUCUGCUCCAGAUGUUCGAUUGAACUAUUUCAGACAUGGUAGCUUUGACAAUGCUGUUUAAACUCUCUUGUCUCUUCCACCAAAUCACUGCUUUUAAAAAAAGCAAUAGCCUAGCGCAUUAAGAAAACAGUGAAUUUACAUUUUACUUCAUUAUUAAACUUAUUAACUGCUUAACAUUUCUCCCCAUACUUUGAAGGUGUGAUAAGUAACAUUUGUACGACUUGCAUGAUGUAUAGCAUUAAGCUCAACGACACCCAAGUUAUUUAUUGAAUGACAAUUCAGGUCAAAAUAAAAACAGACUUUGAUACAAAUUCAAAAAUCCACUGUUGGAGAAGUUAACUGUCUAUUUAACAUAGUCUUGUGCCUUGAAGUUGAAGUACUAGAAUUUAUACUGUGGUCAAUGUGUUUUUUUAUUCCAAGUCCUGUAUUUGCCUCUUGUUACUGUUCUGCGCUUUGAGUGUAUAGAUAUAUAAAAUAUUUUAUUAGUUUGAUAAUUUGCCUGCUUUUUAUUUUUCAUUUAAAUUGUGUUUAGAGGAACUGAGGACUAUAACAGGCAAUAACGAAUAUGUCAUAAGACCUUGUGACAAUUUAAGAGGUUUUGUUUUUUCGUAUGUUGUUUUAGCACUUUUGGGGGGGGGGGUGUUUUAACAUUUAUUUUUAUUAUUAUUAUUAUUAUUAUUCACAAAUAAUUGGUGAUCAUUAGCCUGCCUUAUUCCUUCCAACCAUGUCUUUUUAUGAAAUAAUAUUUAAAUCAUGGCCAGUGUAUGAAAUACAAAAAUUUAAAUAUCUGCACUUUAUGAAGUAUGUUGCCUGACAGGACGCUCAUUACCCUUUUCUAUGGAUUUUUUUACCUUUGUCUGAAUUAGUCAUUUUAUUUUUGAUAUUUGUCCAUUUAGUUUCAACUAGUAAUGCAAAAGGGGAUGAGUAGUCCUAAACGUUAGCAGAAGUGUUUUAAAUGAAACAAUCCCACGUUCAUGGUGUCAAGGGUUAUAGUGUAUUAUUAUGCCAUUUCCAGGCCAUGUCUCUGCCUUCCUGAAACUGAAAAGCAUAGUUUGUGUCAACUUUUGUAGUAAUGUAUUUGUUUGUUUGAUUUUGCUCCUAUGUAACAAACAUACUAGUAAACAACAUAUAUCUACGGCG
Messenger RNA from Oncorhynchus masou masou (cherry salmon), 10831 nucleotides. RefSeq names its product methyl-CpG-binding protein 2-like. Gene Ontology annotation, cellular component: nucleus; heterochromatin. The record is from RefSeq and is a predicted model, not a curated record. The transcript has 3 exons. The coding region runs from base 1 to 2427 and encodes 808 amino acids. Gene Ontology annotation, molecular function: methyl-CpG binding; double-stranded methylated DNA binding; chromatin binding. Lineage: Eukaryota; Metazoa; Chordata; Actinopteri; Salmoniformes; Salmonidae. Gene Ontology annotation, biological process: negative regulation of transcription by RNA polymerase II.